CCGCGGGGGAUUCUGGGAAAGAGAAAAAAGGGAUUUUCCGUGUUUAAAAAGCAACGCUGAUCAAGAUAUUGGUAACAAUUGAAGCAUGUUUACUGUGAGAAGAAAGGAUUAAGAAAGUUCUAAGUUAAGGUGAAAGUUUCUUAAAACAAUAUGGCGGCUCACAUGACAUCCCCAAUUAUACUUCUGUGCUUGUUUAUCAUUGUAAAUGGAGUAAAAAAUGAAGAUCAAGAUGCUGAUGCUUCUAAAAUACUGACCAAGGCAUCCAAAAUAUCCGAACUUUAUAUUGGUGAUUUAUUGCGAACAAAUGGCAAAACAGACCUAGACUCUGCCAGCACACACCAUUAUCAGGCAUCUUCAACACCAAAUUACAUUAAUGCCGACAAACUAUUGGGCAAUGUUAACAAUCCCAGGCAAUUAAGAAACCCUGCACAGACAAGAUCGGAAUAUCUUCCUCCUUUAGCUGAAGAUUUUCAGAUUAAUAGGGAAGUGAAAAGGUCCGAACAAGUUCCUGUAAAUAUGUUCGAAACAUUCUUAGAAAAACAAGGCGGUAUAUUAGAAAGAAACGUUUUAGCUUCUGAACAAAGCCCUCCUCCAUCUCGAAGAUCAUAUUCUAAUGAUUAUCCACACAACGAAAAAGCAAACUGCAAUAAAAAUUUACAUCAAGCUAGCACUAAUAAGCGUCCUGAGUAUUCCCAUUCGCGAAGACGACAUCCUCAACAAUCUUCUCAAUCCGAAUAUGACUCACCACCCAGUCAUCACCCAUAUACCACCAAUGAAGGUGAUUCUAGACCCUAUUAUUCAAGUCACAGCGAUAGUGGUCCGGUUCAUACUAGUUCUAAAAGUAAAGCUAUUGAUUCAGAUUCAGCAUCUAAAUCUUUAAGUUCGUAUACGAAGUCAAAAAGUUUUUCUAAAUCAUCCACAUCAACUCCCAAUAGAACUCGCCAAAAGGCUAUUAUUCUAGGACCACCGGGUCAACAAAACUACGAAACUCCAUAUAAUCCAAAUAAAAGCGAAGAAGACAGUAGUGCGUAUAGUGGCUCUUAUGCUCCUAACAGCUACGAAAAUGAUGCCCCUGGUCAGCGUGAAACAUAUCAUCCAUCAGGUCAUCCUGAUAGGUCUUAUCGAGACUAUUCACCCCCUGACCAUACCAGACCAGCAGGAGCGAAACACCAUUCACUUCCAAAAGCUGGAAAGACAUAUUCACCACAACCCGCUCCUUACUCAACAUUAGAACAUAGUUCUGGAAAUCAGCAUUCUCAUUGCAGAGGCCCUCAUUGUAGUAAUUCUUAUUCACCAUCCAGAGAGCCUCAGCCAGAAUAUUCUCGCCAUCAGCAACCUGAAAGAUAUGAAGCACCAAGUAGACCUAAACCCCAUAAGCAAAGCCGACACAGAGGAACUCCAGGCUAUGAAGCACAACCCCAAUACACGUUAGAAAAUGGACGUCCAAGUCAAAAUUAUGGACCAUAUCCUCCUGAAAGAAACUAUGAGGGUCAUCCCUCAAACUAUCAGAGAGACGCACAAAGAAUAAAACAUCCUUCAGAAGGAAAGCAUAGGCAACAAAACUAUGACUCUCAAGGAAGUAGGCCUUCUCCAUAUCCUGAUCAAUCAAGGGAAGGAUCAAAUUAUGAACCAAGAUCACUUAAAAUUUCUCGGCCCUUUGAAACAUAUGAUACACAAAUUAGGCCUAGUAGAGAGGUUAAGCCUCGAAAAGAAAUGGUAUACCAGAAAGACGCUAGGUCACCCACAUCAGACAGGGAAAUUCCAUCGGUUGAAGAGAGCCGACAAGAAGGGAAACUGCCAGUUGGAUCAUCUACAUCAAAAUCAGUAUCAUUCUCGGAGAGUCGAAGUUACCAUUUAGAUCAUGAUGAUGUCUCUCAGCCUGCCCUUCCUCACGGCCAACAAAUGACGGAUCAAAACCCAAGAGAAGUUCAAUCUAGAAAUCCAGGACACGCUAUGGCAUAUAAGCCGUAUAAUUCAGAAUACCCUGCGAGCUAUGCCAAUGAACAACGUCAACAUCCAUUGCAUAGCAACAUUGAACAACGUCAACAUAAAUUGCAUAGCAACAUUGAACAACGCAACCAGCCAUUGCGUAGACCUCAGCUCUCAAACAGUCGAUAUCCAGAACAGCGCGCAAGUCCUCAAGCAAGAGGUGAUGGAUCAGCAGGUCACCAUGUUAACACGAAAAGCACCCAUGAAUAUAAAAGUGACAUAACUGGGUAUAAAGAUGAAUACGCUAGCCAUGAACCAUUGGAACUUGAUGAUGAAUUUUUUAGAAAGUAUGGAAUAUCCAAGAAAGCUAAAAUAAUUGUGGCGACUGCUAAACAACCUAAUCUUUUCGAAGCUGAUGGCAGUAAAUUGAAAGAAGGCGAAUCCAAUGCAGGCCUUCAUCCCGAAGAACCAUAUAGUCCUGAAUCUUAUGGUCAAGGUCCUGAAUCUUACGGUCCUGAACCAUAUCAACACGGACCUUACGAACAUAAUCCUGAAACGUCACUCGAGCAUAAUCCCGAAACCCCAUAUGGUCAUAAGCCUGAAACCCCAUAUGGUCAUAAACCUGAAACCCCAUAUGGUCAUAAUCCUGAAUCAUCUUAUGAGCACAAUCCUGGAAUAUCAUAUGGAUAUAAACCUGAUACCCCUUUUGGGCAUAGUUCACAAGAAGGUGGUGAAUCAAUGGAUGAAUUUCCAAGCUUGUAUCGCCAAAUGGAAUUGGCUAAACCAAUAAAAAUACCAGGCUCGUUUGAUGCUCUUGUAAAUGCUGAUCCAUCUUUUUUAAGAAACGUGGGAUCAUUUGAGCUUUCAAACCCAGCCGAAUCCUCGGGAAGAGUGUCAGUGAGCAACGACGAUAAGCAACCAAAAUCCUUUGCUGUCUCAAAAGGAGCUGGGGAACUUAUCCAAAAACAUGGAGAUGGGGUCAGUCGAAUCAUUUACAAUAAGGGAUCCCACACCGACAGUGAAGCUUACGACGAGUCAAAGAAGGUAGAAGAAUUCCAAGCUCAAGGAAGUCAGCCAGAAGGAACGAAAGUAGAAGUUGACAAGUCACCUGAAAAUAAGGAUAAACCAGAGAAAACUGCGACGUAAAUUCUAGAGCAUUCGUGGUAGAAGAGAUGACAUUAAAACUUCAAGCAGAAUUCAACUCUCUGUGCAAUAAACUAAAAGCAUUUAAAAACUAUUAUAGUCAAGCUAAAUUAACUUGUGUGAUAGCCUCAAAUUGCACGUACUGAUGAAGAUUCAUGCAUUUUUAUUUUUUGUUGAAAUAAUUAUAGGUAUAAUGCGCCUUUAAAGUUAUGCAGAGGUGUUAAGUACGCCAAUACUCUUACUGAAUUAUAACGUUACAUUUUUGAGAGACUACUUCUCAGGAUAGACCUCAUUCAAAACGACAAGUUCUCUGAUUUGAAAUUAUUUUCCGAAGAAAUUCAAGUCAUUCAGAUCAACUGCUUACACAUCUUUCAUCCACUCAAGCAUAAUUAUGCAACUUACCACAGGAAAAUGUUUAUUUAUCACGAAGUGCUUCUAAAAACAUUUUGCUAUUUAAAAACAUUUAAAAUAAAAAUAUGUUAAAAUAUGUAUAUAAUAACAAUAAUAUUUUCAAUAAUUUUCUUUUUUAAAAAAUGAAUUUGUUGCUUGAUUUUAGAUUUAUUGCCACUUUUGUAUAUAGUUCCCAAUAUAGUUUUCUCUUAAAGAGCAUAAACUAUAUUUAUUGUAAAUAGAGUUACAGUAUAUUUUUUGUAUAGUUUUUUUUUAAAUA
Molecule: messenger RNA, 3742 nt
Organism: Parasteatoda tepidariorum (common house spider)
Lineage: Eukaryota; Metazoa; Arthropoda; Arachnida; Araneae; Theridiidae
Source: RefSeq, a predicted model, not a curated record